AUGUUUCGUCGACUCCCCCAUACUCUGCCUGCAGACCCGGUUUUCACGCCCGAUCUAGAAAAGCUGGGAUUCUUCGUGAACCAGGACGAUCAGAUUCGGAUGAUCAAGAACCCGGAGCAGAAGUACCAGUACCAGAUCAAUAGGAAUGAUCGGGUCAAUCAGGUGUAUAGGCAAGCGAACAAUGACGCCGUCCGCAAAAUCGUUCAGGACCGACUCUCUGAACUAAGUAUCGAAACCGUCAGACUACCCCUGGGUGCCGGCGAAACAGAUCAACAUCUCCCCAUCUUGGUCUCCAAGGACAUCUCGACCAAAGACAGGGCCAUUGUCUACUUCGGCGAACGGGCCUUCGAACCUGGCAUCCUGUCCUGGCGCGUCAUCGGCGACGAAGGGAUCAAAGUCGGCUCCGUGGAGGAAUUCGUCAAAGCAGCGCUGUUCUCGCCCAUGCCCACAUCCCAAAAUACGGUCCCGGGUGUCGUCAUUGCAAAUCCAUGUCAGCUUUUAUGGUAUCGUGGCGGAUCCAGACCCGUGUCACCCGCUGAGUGGUUGUGCUUGCCUCGACCGUCGGCGGUGCAUGAGCCGUUUAGGGUGGAUGAAGUCAAGAAUAAAAUUCCUGGAAACAAGGAUUACAGAGAACAUGUGUCCUAUAUGUUCGAGCAGGUCUUGCCUCGGCUGCUGAAAAGGGAGGCGAAACUGGAUAUUGUGGGCAUCGAGUAUCCUGGUUCCGCCGCAGUCGAGUAUCUUGCGAAACACUGGAAUCAAUGGGCACCGCGCAUCACGGGCAUUUCUCUCAUCGAACCGCAGUUCAAAGUGCAGGACUUGGAAGACGAGCAUGUUCCUCGAGAGUCCUUGGAGUUCUUGUCCCGACGCUGCCGCGCUUACUUCGUCAACGGUGCGCCCCUGGAGACCCCUAUUGUGGGCAGAGAGACAUAUGGGUGUAAUUGCUAUUCAAGCGGCGAGGCUUCCUACCAGGAGAACGCCAUGGUUCGGUGUUGGCGCAGUAUUCUAGACUGGUUCAAUCUGCUGUAUGCUAAUCCUGAGCACGAGGAAGCAGAGUUUGUGAUCAGAGAAGUGGAUGGCGACGAGGUUAAACUGGGGUGGUGA
Molecule: messenger RNA, 1101 nt
Organism: Exophiala dermatitidis NIH/UT8656
Lineage: Eukaryota; Fungi; Ascomycota; Eurotiomycetes; Chaetothyriales; Herpotrichiellaceae
Exons: 3
Coding region: 1-1101 (366 amino acids)
Biological process (GO): regulatory ncRNA-mediated heterochromatin formation
Cellular component (GO): nucleus
Molecular function (GO): siRNA binding
Source: RefSeq, a predicted model, not a curated record